GAUCGUUUAUUUCAGCCAAGGAUUCAAUUGAACUGGAUAUCAGUUUUCUCCCAUUUCUUUGCAAACAGCAGAAUUAUAACCUUUUUUCCUUCAUGGCAAGCCAAGAUCCUAUACAAGAAGUAGAAGGAGACUAUCGAAAUAGCAAAACCUCGUUCGUCAAAGGAGUGAGGAUGCCUUCAGUCUAUGUCUACAAGACAGGAUUUGAGGAAUUCAUUGACAAGUUUCAAACCAGAAUCGACGAUGUUUUUAUCGUCGGUAUCCCACGAUCAGGUAAGAUGUAGAUCUAUAGGGGUACAAAUGACCAUUUGUUUAUGCGAUAGCUGUUAUACGGUCUUAUACGAUCAGUUAUUUUCCCAAGGAGUCGUAGUUACUAAAACAUGGAACGACCUAAAACCACCUAAAACCAUCUACAACAAUCUACAACCACCUACAACCACCUCAAAAAAUUCAACAACCACCUACAACCAUCUACAACCACCUCAGAAACAUCUACAACCACUCGUAAACACUCUAAAACCAUCCAAAACAAGGUAAAAAUGUCUGAAAUAAGGCGAGACGACACAUGUCACGUACAUGAAAUACGAGAAUCGGACAAAACAUCCACUUCCCGUUAAAAUCUUACUCUCCCUGGUCCCUUGUAUCAUCAACCAUUGGCUUAACACAAAACUAAGAAAUAAGAUUGCAUUAUAGAUUUUUUUAAUAACAUUUUUAACAAUGAUUACACCUACUAGUCCCCGUUUCCGUGUCGUGACGCAAGGGAGUUUAGCCUUGCGUGAUGACACAAUGAUGACACAGGAAACGGGUGUGAAAGACACUAGGGUUCAUCUAGCCUGCGUAGCAGGCGUCGAAAGGGGUAGGGGAUAGGGAAAAAGGGAAAAAAGGAAGCGGGGUAGGUUCAUCUAAAGGAGUCACCUGGAAUAUACAAACAUGUUUGGCGGAUGAUAAACAGAUGCUAAAAAAUUAACUUGUUCUUAGGAAUGUAAUCCGCCACCUCAGAACAAAACAGCAGUGAAGCAGACUCCGAGAGAGAGAGAGAAACCCUACCUUGUGCUAUUACGUAAACAAAUGAAAGGUGAACCAAAACGUCUCACUAAUACCCAGGGUAGAAAAAGCCAAAUCAAGUCAGUCUUUCGUCUACGAGUUUGUUAUUUUAUUUUAUUAUUUUUUGUGACUUGAUAGUUCAUUUUGUAAAGUUCUUUAAGUCUUUUAAUAUACUUAGCAUGAUCUCGCAUUUCAUUUCGUGACUUAAGCCAAUGGUUGAUGAUACAAGGGACCAGGGAGAGUAAGAUUUUGUAGGGGGAAGUGGAUGUUUUGUUCGAUUCUCGUAUUUCAUGUACGUGACAUGUUGUCGUCUCGCCUUAUUUCAGACAUUUAUACCUUGUUUUAGAUGGUUUUAGAUUGUUUGCGAGUGGUUGAAGAUGUUUUUGAGGUGGUUGUAGAUGGUUGUAGGUGGUUGUUGAAUUUUUUGAGGUGGUUGUGGGUGGUUGUAGAUGGUUUUAGGUGGUUUUAGGUGGUUUUAGGUCGUUCCACGUUUUAGUAACUACGCCCAACGAGUCCCAUAGCAACUUCUCUGGUAUACGACCGGCGUCUUUUCCCUUCCGCCCGUCGAAUACCAGGGAAAAGAGGCCUCUGUUAGCAGGGAAUAUAACGUAGGCGCUUCCGUUACUUAAUAAACAUAUUGUAAUAGAGUACUAAAGUGAUAACAUUAACCACAAGGGACUGCACAGGACCGCAAACGAAUAUGCCGCAGAACGUAGGAUCUAUAAAGACCUGAUCAGCAAAAAUAAUAAUGUAGACAUAUUAAAUUCUGCAAGGAGAAUACUGCAAUGCUGAUCGUACUACGUGAAAAUUAACUCUGCAAGACAUCAACACGACAUCGAAAGAACUCAAAACAGAGCGGGACAGUGUAGCCAUAGACAGCUGUUUCGCCCUCUUUGGGGCUCGUCAGUAUGGCGUAACAACCAGAGAUCAGGCUCUGAUGAAAAAUAUCCGCGCACUCUGAUUUUAGCCCUGACCCAGAACUCUUAACACCCACCCAGAAGACACGUGGUAUGGCGUGAUUCUGUGGGUGUUAAGAGUUCUAAAAUCAGAGUGCGCGGAUAUUUCUCCUUCUUUAGUUCUAACCGCCGAGGUCAAAUAUUCAUCUUGCAAAAUAGCGCUUAAAACAGCACGAGACGGCGAAAAAAACAUGACACAUGACUCAGUUAACAUUUUCUUUAAACUUUUAUUGAAAAAUUUGCUUUAAAUUCUCCAUUUUGGAACAAAUUAUAGCCACCGUAUUGUUCAUAUGUAUUUCUUCUAAAAAUAACAAAAGAACGUUGCUCAGAUUUCAAUCAACAACUGCCCCCACUAACAGGUCUGACUGUGAUCGUAGUAAUUUUACAUCCUUAGUGUAUUUUGCCGAUGGCACCGCCAGAUCCCAUGUACGCUACUUUGGGGGGUGGUCUAGAUUUAUAUUGAUACAAGUAUCGAUAGCCACAAAGGGUACGGAAAUCUGUCUUUGGGUCUCUGGAAGGGCCCAAAAGGGCUAACACGGCAGAUGAAUUUUAUAAAACAAAACUGAAUGCAAGGCUGGCACUACGACAAAGGGCUGAUUUAUUAUAUAGAGGAUAUUACACGGUGGCGAGAAGAUAUGAAUUUUAUGUUCGAGUGGCAAGAACAAUAUCUCACGAGUGAGCGAAGCGAACGAGUGAGAUAUUGUUUUUGCCACGAGAACAUAAAAUUCAUAUCUUCGAGUCAACGUGUAAUGUUCUUUUUAUUACAUGGAGAAACCAUUUCAACAAAAGCAAAAGGCAGGAAUCGAGACGUCAUUGAACGAUACGACACUCACAAAGGUGACAUACGGAAAAUACGCCACUCGGGUCCCGGAUGAAGUGGCGUAUGGAAUCUACGAGUGGUUUAGUUCCCAGUAAAACACUCUCCUCCAUAUAAAAGCCAAUAUUUAGGCUAACGGCUCCGAAAAGUUAAAUUUGAAAUUUACGUAAGUGGUUAAUUAUUAAGUACAAUUGUAAAUACUAGAUAGAAAGAUAAACAAUAAAAAUAGAAAAAGCUCAAUGUUUAUUCCUUCGGUUCGGACCGUCUGGUGACAGGGUUUUGCCUCUAUCUAUGAGGAAUGCUUCUCGUGCCUUACGGCGUGACAUGCUGAGAGUGGGUUGUAAUUCCAGCGGUUGAUUUAAGUGGGAAGGGACUGCGGCUGUGGCAUUUGCGUGGAGUGAAUUGUUUGUUGCCUGUCUAUGUUCUUUAAAGCGUUCAUAAAGUGUGCGUUUAGUCUCACCUAUAUAUUGUUUUUCACAUCUUUUACAUUGGAUCAUAUGUGUUAAGUUUGGUAUAUAAAAGGGUAAGGAGUUGGACCUCCGGGCGGAGCCUCCCCGUAUAAACAUUUGUAGAGUACAGUCCGGGGAACGAAUGUAGCCUGAGUAUCAGGCGUUUCUGUGGGGGAAAGGGGGAAGAGAAAAGCAACUCUUUUCCCCUAGCCCGUUAAAAAGGCCUGAUACUGAGGCUAUAACGAAUGCGAAUUAGGGCGUAAUUAGCAAUUUGACAAAGUGAACUAGACUGCCGUGACACAGCCCCUUUUUAAAAUAGAGAUGUUCCUUGAAUACUGGUUUGUUUUAUGGGAGGAAAUGUUUAGACCUACUGACGUGUUUGCUGGUUACAGAGGGGAGCGCUCAAGCGGGUUUGUUUACUGUAUUUCGCUGAUUUUUUUUAUGUUGAGUACAUCAUCUAUGGAGAUACCAGGCUCUGGAGAUCAUUCCCGUAUAUCCCCCACCCCGUCAAACGAGAAAUACAAAUCGACCCAGUCCCCAAUAUUACAUGGCUAUGGUUCGGGCCAUUACAAAAGUCUUGAAUGAAAUGAAGAUGUAAGGCUAUUCUUGCAGUUGGCUACGCGGUCACAGGAAGCCGUUUUGAAUUUGUUCUUUAUUUAGUUAGUUUCUCGUAGCCGGCUACGUAGAAUAUUGUCCUAGACUUUUAACUUCGUCGUUCUUUCGGCAGCUUCGCGGAUUAAAAAGCUCGCUCCGCUGGCUUAGGAACUCGAGAGAUCGACUUGUGGUCGUUCCGCUCAAUUAGAAACUUGGACGUGAGGUAGACUUGUGGCAAGUCUGAAUAUUAUUCAAGUAACAGGGUAUUCUGCAUUUAAGCCGUCCGUUCUUACAUUUCCCUUCAAAACACGGCGAGCCGUUUAUAUGAGCUCGGCUCCUAUCCCGGACAAACUUUUCUGCAUAUAAACACUUUGGCUCGCCCAGCAGGGUCUACUCGGUCAAGGCGAGACAAUCACAGGCUGAGACAAUCAGAUCAUGCGCGAGCGCUGUUGCCUCAUAUAAACGCUCGCUAUGAAAGUUGACUCAGCUGGAUAGGGCGACCCUCUUUCCUGGGACAACUUUGGCCUUAACCUUGCCUAGUCCCGAGACCUUAUUAUUGUGCGCGGCCGAUGCGUUUCGGGUCACGUUGUUCGAGAAAGUUUCCCAGAUAGCGUUGGAAGCCGAAGAAAUGGUCACCAUAUUGUUUGUUUUGGGGUAAAAACAAAGGCAUGCGCACUCUGAGGUUGUCUAGGCGUCUCAAUAGGCGUCUCCCGGCCGUUCGUCUCGGAUACGUCACCAAAAUGCAUUGACGGAGAAGGCCUGGAAAGACGCUGUACGGGGACUAGGCAAGCCUUAACCUACCUCUCGCCCAAUUAGCAUAAUUUUUUUCCUCCAUCAAAGCUCGUCAUGGGGCUUUCGGGUAAUAAUUAUUCCCGGGGGCAUGCCCUUAUUUGGCUUAAGCAGGGAUGUGCCGCGGAACAUGAUAUGGUUGUUGGCGUCUAUAGUUUUUAUCAGCGUAUAUAUAUACCAUUUAGCGUCUUCAACAGGGAGUCGUUCUGGACCUGAAGCCUUGAACCGCCAAACGUUCCAUAAGUGCUUCCCCCCCCUCCUCCGGUAAAAGCUACACAACAGAGUGCUUUUUGACUCUUUUUAUUGUUUCAUUUUCAGGAACUACGUGGCUUCAGGAAAUCACGUGGCAAAUCUACAAUGGCGGGAAAACCAGUAGUGAGCCAAUAGGACAUCGCGUACAAUUCUUUGAUGAAGCCAAAUAUCUUGGUACUACUCAGCCAGAUAUUACAACUCAACCAAGUCCCCGCCUUAUGAAGACUCAUCAGCCAUAUCAUACAAUACCUAAAGGAGCUAGUGAUGCCACAGCGUGCAAAUACAUCUACGUUGCUAGAAAUCCUAAAGAUGUCGUUGUCUCUUACUACAAAUUCGAAAGCAAGAUGGCGCCUCUUACUGGAUAUUCAGGACCAUUUGAAUUUUUUGCUAAGAUGUUUCUGGAGGGAAAAAGUAAGCUUAUUAAAACACGCUCCAUAGAAAAAGCCUUAAAUCAACAUCAAUUUAACCAUCCUACCGCCGUUUCAGACCAGUUCUCUCUUCCAGAUCAUUCCAUCAAGGACAUAGAACUCAUUUCGUUCGAACACAGGGACAGUAUUCAUAAGGCCCGCGAAGGAUUUUUAAUUUCUGUUGGCAAAAUACUUGAACCCUGUGGGAGGAACGGACGAGAUGAAACUUGAUCUAUUGAUAUAUAUUUUAAUAGUAACCUCUUUACACAAAAAUUCGUCUAUUGGGCGAGCGGUGUUUUGGGGAGGGGGAAAGGGCCACCAUUUUCUCUCCCUAGACUACCUCUCCUCUACCUCUCGAUUUUUUUUUCGCCCACGCCGAUUUUUUUCUUUUUUCCCCCAAUGCGGAACCUGGUCUCAAGCUAAGUUUUGUCCAGUCGAAAUAUUGGGCAAAUAGAUUUGUAUAUUGUAUAUAUUUGGGUAGUUUUCAAUGACUCUCAUUCAUGAUCAGGGUAAAUAAGCUUAUUGUAUUAAUUUUCAUUUCAGCGUUUUGGGGGUCUUGGCUGGAGCAUGUGCUCGGCUGGUGGGAACACAGAGAUGAUUCCAACGUUUUGUUCCUUAAGUAUGAAGACUUGAAAGAGGUGCGUGAUAAUGCGGGCCCCAGGGUGAUAAUAUUACAGAUGUAACUUUAUAACUAUUGCAGACUGUGAAGUGUAUAACAAUAAGGGAACUAAACUGAGAUAUUUAAAGCCUGCUUGAAAGGCCUGAACCAGGAUUUUUUUUUUUUUUGGGGGGGGGGGGAUGUAUCUUGAAUGUCAUGGAAAGAAAUAAUGGAGUUAAUCUUCGUUGCAUGAGUGGGCCUCUUCUCCUCUUCUUCUUCUUCUUCUUUUGUUUCUUUUUUCUAAAUCUACCGUGGUUAAAAUUUUAAAUAAAAUAAUCAUUCCUUUUUUUAUUUGUUUUGAUAGGAUCUGCUUUCCCAGGUGACGAUUAUCGCUGAUUUCCUGGGAAAGCCACUUAGUGAACAGGUUCUUAAACGCAUCGUUAAGCAAUGCUCCUUUGACGAAAUGGCCAAAAAUUCAGAAGCUUACUGGAUGAUGACUCAAGACAACAAAUUGCCAAACUUUCUCAGGAAAGGUCAGGUCGGAGGCUGGAAGGAACAUUUUACACCUGAGUUGUCUGCGAAAUUUGAAAGCGAGUUUCUAAGCAAACUAGAGGGUUCUGGACUCCAUUUUGCCUUUGAGUAAUGACCGUCACAAAUUCAAAAUAAGGUGAAAUAAGACAGAAGACUGGUUAAAUCAUCAUAGAGAUUCUUCAUUCGUCUAGUAUACUUCCGGAAAUCUGUUCUUUUUCAAAGACAGUAGUAAUAUAUAAGCCUGGGCAAACAGCUAUCUCUUCAGUUCGCUCCUCGCCGCUAGGGUAGUUCCAAGCGGCGAGGAGGGACGGCUUUUUUCGCUGGCUAUUUAACAAUGAGUGGAAUAAUUGUUUUAUUAUAAAAGGCCUACAAAAUAUCAAGAAUUCUUUCCGACUUUAUCUGUAAAAACAACCGAUUUUCAGCUUGUUUUUAAUUUUGAGCAGACUCGUUCAGAUACCAUAUUUGGAGAGCAUGGUAUAAUUAACAAUUAAUGAAUGUGGCUGAGUAUCUUAUGAAGAAUUAUGGAGAUCUCGGAG
Messenger RNA from Porites lobata, 6970 nucleotides. The record is from the annotation of a GenBank genome assembly. NCBI's taxonomy places the organism in Eukaryota, Metazoa, Cnidaria, Anthozoa, Scleractinia, Poritidae.